CGCGUGCAUUCUUUUACGCAGUGGAUGUUGUAUUUUUACCAAUGAUAACACCUCGUUCAUUGAAAUCUGCAAAUUGUCACACAAGCUUCUUACUGCUGCUGCAUAAAAGAAUGCACUUUACUAGUAUUAGGCAUAAGUGCAGUGCAUUUGAAUUUCAAAGAUGGUGCAUUAUGGGUACAGCGGUAAAGCAGCACGGAGGAGAAGAAAACAAACAUAACCUUCAAAAUUUGACACUUCGUCGAUAACAGUUUGCUUGAGAUUGGAUGAUUUUAAAGAAAUUCGUCAAUAUAUCGUUAAAUAGUUUCUCAUAGGAAACAUAAAUAAUGGAGGAAAUGGAAUUAGAAGACGCUACUAAAGAUGGCACGAAUGAAAAAUUGCCUGAAAAUCCGGACGGUGAGAGUGUCGGCGAGGAAAGUUAUAUGCUUGAAAACGAGAUUGAGGAGAAAAUUAGUGACAACGAUGAAAGUGAUACAGAUAACGACGACGAAGAAGAUGCUGAUGAGGCCGAGGUUAAAAUGCUCCAGACAUCCCUUGCGGAUAAUCCAUACGACUAUGCUGUUCACCUUGCAUUGAUUUCGAAGCUACAGAGAAUGGGGGAAUUGGAGCGAUUGCGAGAUGCACGUGAAAAUAUGAGUUCUAAGUAUCCUUUGAGUCCAGAACUUUGGUUAUCUUGGCUAAAAGACGAAAUAACGCUAGCUACGACAAAGGAGCAGAAGGAUGCUGUUGUAGAGCUUUGUGAAAGAGCAGUUAAAGAUUACCUUUCUAUUGAAGUUUGGCUUGAGUAUUUGCAAUUUAGCAUUGGUACUAUGAGCACAGAGAAGGAUGCUGCAAAACAUAUACGGCAACUAUUCGAAAGAGCAUUGACUGCUGUUGGUUUACACCUGACUAAGGGUGCGAUCAUAUGGGAAGCAUUUAGAGAAUUUGAAAAUAUACUUGUCGCAGUGAUUGAUCCGGCGAAUCAAGCUGAAAGAAAAGAACAACUAGACCGAGUUGGUGCCCUCUUCCGGAGACAGUUGGCAUGUCCACUUCUUGAUAUGGAGAAGACAUAUGAGGAGUAUCGAGUUUGGCGUUCUCAGGACGGCGCUGAAGCUACUAUCGAUGAUGACAUCUUAAAUGGCGGUUACGAACGUGCCCUUGCUAAGCUUAACAUGCGUCUUCCUUAUGAAGAGAAACUCGUUUCAUGCCAGGGUGACAACGAGCUUUACGAUGCAUACAAAGCUUAUUUUCUGUUUGAGAAACAAAACGGAGAUCCUGGGCGAAUCAUUGUACUUUAUGAGCGGGCUGUGGCUGAUUUGAGCUUGGAAGCACCUCUCUGGCUAGACUAUGUCACUUACCUGGAAACAAAUAUAAAGAUUGAAUCCGUCUUGGAACAGGUAUACCAACGCUCCACAAGAAAUGUACCUUGGUGUUCUAAAAUCUGGGAAAAAUGGAUGCGGUCCUACGAAAAAUGGAAUAAACCCAUCCUAGAUGUACAAACCUUAUUAGAAAACGCCUUGGCAGCAGGAUUCUCUACAGCAAGUGAAUAUCGAAGUCUUUGGAUGACAUAUUUGGAAUAUCUAAGACGUAGACUCGACCAGUCUUCUGAGGAGGAGAAAUUGUUGGACAUUUUACGUAACGCGUUUAACAGAGCUUGUGAACAUUUAGCAAAAUGUUUUGGCCUCGAAGGCGACCCGACUUGUAUGAUUUUACAAUAUUGGGCACGAACAGAAGCAAUACAUGGAAAUGACAUGGAAAGAGCUAGAUCUCUGUGGUCGGACAUUUUAUCGCAGGGUCAUUCAUCAACCGCUGCUACUUGGUUGGAAUAUAUCUCAUUAGAAAGAUGUUACGGCGACACAAAGCACCUGCGAAAGCUCUAUCAAAAAGCUCUAUCUUCUGUUAAAGAUUGGCCUGAGAGUAUUGCUAAUGCUUGGUUAGAUUUUGAACGAGAUGAGGGAACUCUUGAACAGAUGGAACUGUGUGAGGCGAAGACGAAGGAAAAACUCGAUAAACUUGCUGAGGAAAGACAAAAGGUGCAUCAGCAAUCGACAACCCACGAAAAUUCUCAGACAAAAAAGGUCAACAAGAGAAAACCAGAGGACACUGGCAGAUGGAAAAAUUUGGGUGAUUCCCCGAAGAAAAUUGCGAAGACAGAGAAAGCUUCGAGGCCAAUAUUAAGAGAGAGUUCCUUGAAGUUUGACAAAGAUAUCGCACCUCCACCUGGUUACAAAGAAUCCGUACUAGAGAACCAAGGAUCAAAUUCAGGAAUCUCGCCACCACCUGGCUUCAAACCCGAAAGCGAAGAUAAAAUGGAUACAGACUCAAACCACGAGGUAGAUGACAAAAUCACAGUUUUUGUUAGCAAUUUAGAUUACACUGCUACUGAAGAGGAAAUCAAAGAAGCCCUGAAACCCGCUGGACCUGUGACACUUUUUAAGAUGAUUCGUGAUUACAAAGGUCGAAGUAAAGGAUUCUGUUAUGUGCAACUCAGCAGCCCAGAAGCUGUGAAUGAAGCAUUGAAACUAGACCGGACGCCAAUAAACAGUCGCCCCAUGUUUGUGUCUCGUUGCGAUCCUAAUAAAACAAAUAGAGGUAGCGCUUUUAAAUAUAGUACAUCAUUGGAGAAGAAUAAGCUUUUUGUGAAAGGACUUCCGGUUUCCAUAACAAAAGAGGAUCUCAUCGAUAUAUUCAAAGUCCAUGGGACCUUAAAAGACGUUCGCUUAGUAACUUACCGUAAUGGACAUUCAAAAGGAUUGGCUUACGUGGAUUUUGAGACCGUGGCCGACGCUGCUAAAGCUCUUCUGGCCACCGACGGUAUGACCCUUCAGGAUAAGGUAAUCAGCGUUGCUAUUAGUCAACCUCCAGAACGUAAGAGACCUCCGGUAGCUGAUGAGGUUUCUCAGGUAAAGUCUCUCGGUGGUACUUCCACUAGUAGAAGUACAUUUGGCAUGCCGAAAACCCUACUGACUAUGGUUCCACGUAACGUUAAACCCGUGGCAACGAACGGUAAUACCGGUAAAUCGGUAGAUAAUGAUUCGCGCCCGACAAUGAAUAACCAAGAUUUUCGAAAUAUGCUUUUGAAUAAAAAAUAACGCACUACCGCA
This is a messenger RNA of Cephus cinctus (wheat stem sawfly), 3080 nucleotides long. RefSeq names its product squamous cell carcinoma antigen recognized by T-cells 3 (gene Rnp4F). Gene Ontology annotation, biological process: RNA processing. Gene Ontology annotation, molecular function: protein binding; RNA binding. The transcript has 5 exons. The record is from RefSeq and is a predicted model, not a curated record. Bases 324 to 3068 code for a protein of 914 amino acids. Lineage: Eukaryota; Metazoa; Arthropoda; Insecta; Hymenoptera; Cephidae.